Messenger RNA from Necator americanus (New World hookworm), 648 nucleotides. RefSeq lists its product as uncharacterized. The transcript has 5 exons. The coding region runs from base 1 to 648 and encodes 215 amino acids. Lineage: Eukaryota; Metazoa; Nematoda; Chromadorea; Rhabditida; Ancylostomatidae. Gene Ontology annotation, cellular component: anaphase-promoting complex. The record is from RefSeq and is a predicted model, not a curated record. Gene Ontology annotation, biological process: protein K11-linked ubiquitination; anaphase-promoting complex-dependent catabolic process.
AUGGCCACUGACGAUCAGGAUGUGAGAGUGACGGCUCUCAACGGGUAUGAUUGGCCUGUUGCUCUUCCGAAAAACAUCCAUGAAGCUGACCGUCCCAUGCGUGACAUCUCGUUCCAAGCAGUAUGGACUGUCUCGAGUUGCAAAUCAGAAGGGAAUGGUAUACACGAAUUGCUGCACGACAGUGUUGACAAAUACUGGCAAAGCGAUGGACCCCAACCACAUACAGUCACCAUAGAAUUCCCAAGGAAAACGGAUAUUUGCUUCGUUAUGAUGUAUUUAGACUUUAAGAAUGACGAGUCCUACACACCAAGCAAGAUUAUUGUACAUCUUGGUUCUUCAUUAGCUCAUCUUGACGACGGUCUUCCUGUGGAGUUCAACGAGCCAACAGGUUGGCAGUUGAUAGACUUAAGAUCGAGAAGAACAAACAGACCUUCUCGUGCCAUGGUGGUACAACUACAAGUGGUACAUAACCAUCAAAAUGGUCGUGAUACGCACAUAAGACACAUUCGUGUGCUGGGGCCAACUAGGUCUCGGUUCGUCUCACAUGCUCGAUUGCACGUUGGUCGGCCAGGAACAGUCGAUGACUUUGUACUGCCACCUGUUUCGGACCUGAACAAGCUGAUCAGUAGCUGUAUGGCUAUUCGGUGA